Molecule: messenger RNA, 3617 nt
Organism: Xenia sp. Carnegie-2017
Lineage: Eukaryota; Metazoa; Cnidaria; Anthozoa; Malacalcyonacea; Xeniidae
Product: nose resistant to fluoxetine protein 6-like
Exons: 16
Coding region: 1430-3268 (612 amino acids)
Molecular function (GO): acyltransferase activity, transferring groups other than amino-acyl groups
Source: RefSeq, a predicted model, not a curated record
GACAAUGGAGGUUUAUGAUGACGGUAUUUCUUGUGAACUUCAAAAUAUCCUUGUCUCAAACGAACCCAUCAUUAUGUGUCCACCAUCAUACUUUUACAUUGUUGUUUCUAUUUGAAGAUCAUUUGGAGAGAGACUUUUCAUUUUGAUUUCAAUAAUUUUUUUAUAGUUUGACUUCACUAAUUUUUUUUAUUUUGAUAUCGAGUUUAAAAUUUUUUGAAUCUAACAUUUUGGCCUUUACUUAAAUUUAACCAAUUGAUGUCGGGUCGGUUCUUAUAGAAUACUAACUCACGUUAUGUUUUCCUGCAAUAUUUUUUCCUAUUUUCCCCUGUGUUUGUUCUAUAUGGAAUUUGUGUGUUAAAUAUAUCACAUAUUACUGUUAUGUUAUACCCUCUGUCAUAAGAAAUUCUUUAAAAAGGAAAAAUAUAAGGUUUGUACUGAGCAAUUACUCAAAUACAAUAUUACUUCCAAGAUUACAAAAUUUCGUUGUCGUAAUGAAAGUAUAAACAUCUUUUUUAAAAGUUUGAAAAUUUUACCCUCCAAUGGAUAAAGUUAUCCAAGCUUUUUGCAACCAGCGCCUGGUUUGCUACGACUUUUACGAUUUACAAGGAAUUUGGUUGUAUUGGUAUGUUUUAUGUCCAAGUAAACAAUCAUUUUUCAUUGUGACAACUUUAGGCCAGUUUAAUGAGAUUUCAUGGUUGUAAACUUACGUCGAUGGUAUUUUUCUCCGUGAUGAAAGAGUUUCUAGUCUCUAGGAUGUACAAAAGUUUCUUCAUCUUAUUUUCUAAAUUACAAUGAAAAAUGCAAGGUGAGAGUGCCUAUUUGCAAAUCAUUGCAACGAGUUGCUUGAGCCAUCUUGUGUUAACCAAGCUGCCCUCUCGGCUGGCAUUACAUGUAAAGUAUAAAGAUAAUGCAGAAAUAUAGAUCCUAUAGGAUUAUCUUUGGCAAAAAAGCAAAAAUACAAAGUGUAGGCUGGCAGAAUGAUUGUUUACAUAGACACUGAUAUACUAACCAUGCAUGAUUAUGUAAUACCUUCGUACAUUUGGUAUGCAUGAUAAGUUGCAAUGAUUUUAAUAUUUGCAGCUGAGACUGUAACGACAGACAGAAUAAUAUAACUCAUAACAGUCGUUCUGUAAUGAUGUUCUUUGUAAAAAUAUCUCAGGUUCUUUUGCUUUGUCUUCUCAUUAUAUGCUGUUGUGGUGAGCAUAACGAGUACAGCUCACGCUAUGCUUACAAUUUAUCAUCUUUGAUGUUUAAUGGACUAAGCGAGAAAUGUAACAGAACAUUGGAAAAUAUGAGUGCAGAUACAAGAUUGCGAUAUCUCGACAGUUGGGGCAAACCUGGAGCAGGUAUUUUGAGCGGCAACGUGAAAUAGUUUGGGGCGUUUGAUCAAUGCAUCGCUAUCUCGGGUGGAAAAUAUUGCCUCGUUACUAUGCUUGGAAAUAUUACGAACAAGACGAUUCCAAUAUGGUACGGAAUUUGUCUACCUAAUGUUUGUGUCAACGCUGAUUCUUCCAUUGUCGUUCAAAACUUCCUCAAUAACAUUGGCAGUCAAUUUUUUCCGACCGUUAAAGUUAUCGAUCUAAACUGCUAUAAAGAACCGAAGUACACUUGGUCAGUGAUAUUGACAAUAAUACUGUGCGGUAUUAUUUUGUCAUGUUGUUUAAUUGGGACCUGUAUAGAUGUAUAUAAAGAGACAAUACAAACAAACUGUGUGGAGUAUAUGUAUUUGGGUAAAGAGUAUAGUGUGAUUAAACCACAAGAAAUUCAUUUCCCAGCUGAAACUACACCUUUGGUCUCUAAAAAAAAUGGCAUGACGGGUUAUCGUAAUGGUGGGUUGGACUAUCAUAAUGCGUUUAAAGAGAGUUUUAAAUUGGAAACAAGUGAAAAACAAAGUGAAAUCCCAAAGAACAAAAGCUCAAAUGAUAAAAAUGAUUUCAUCGUUGAUAUAUUUCUUUGCUUCUCGCUGUUACGAAAUUCUCGAAAUAUUAUGAAAACCGAUGCAGCUGCUGAUAAUUUACUCUCAUUGAAUGGCAUAAGAGUUAUAACGAUACUUUGGAUCAUACUUGAUCAUACCUAUGGUGUUGCGCGCUAUCCACAAGGAAUCCUUGAGAACUUGUUGGAUUUUUAUGACGAGACUAGAAAGUUUACAGAAAUGAUAAUCGUAAAUUCGUUUGUUACUGUCGAUACGUUUUUCUUUCUUUCCGGUUUCUUGGUCAUGUAUAAAGUCAUGAAAAUUUUGGAGCAAAAUAACGGCGUCUUUCAAUGGAGUAUGUUGUAUGUUCAUCGAUUUUUCAGGCUGACGCCUGCGAUGAUGUUUGUUAUACUGUUUAAUUUAAAGUUAAAACCGUUCGUUAGUAAAGGUCCUCUUUGGGAGCAACAUCUGAAAGAAGAUGAGGGAUGUCGUAAAUAUUGGUGGACAAAUCUUUUGUAUUUGAAUAACUUUUAUCCCUCAGAUAUAACACGAGCGUGUAAUGGUGUUUUGUGGUAUCUUGCUGUGGAUAUGCAAUUUUUUAUUAUAGCGCCUUUCAUCAUUUGUUUCUUUUACCGAUAUGGUUAUCGUGCAGUGGUUGCAACCUCCUUAGUUCUUGGUGGUGGCUCGAUUGUUUACAUUGCUGUCAUGACAGAACAUUACAAUCUUCAUCCAUUAACUUUGGUUUUAAGACAUGUUACUUUGAAAAAGUUCAUUGAAUAUUUUAAUUAUUUGUAUGUCAAACCAUAUGCUCGAUUUCCUCCAUGUUUGGUUGGUCUUGUAUUUGGUUAUCUUUGGCGAAAAGGAGCGCUGAGAAAAAAUCAAUUAAAUUGGACUAAAGCUUCGUUACUUUGGUUCUUAUCAACUGCAGUCGCAUUGUCUUUAAUAUACGGACCUUACACGGCAAUCAAGAAAGACCCCAGGCCGUGGACGAUGUUUGAAAAAAUUUUCUACGCUUCUACAUACCAUCUUGUGUGGGCGUUUGUGUUGUCCUGGGUUGUCUAUGCUUGCGAAUUUGGCUACGGAGGUUAUGUUAAGGACUUUCUGUCUGCAAGUUUCUGGAUUCCUCUUGGUCGUCUGACGUAUUCAACAUAUUUAGUACAUCGUUUAGUGCUUAAAGUUAUGAUGUAUGGUUCAAGAACUGGACUCGUUUUCACAACACAGUGGUGGGCGUACAUCUACUGUGGUACCGUACUUUUAUCACAUGCCCUUGCAUUCUUAUUGGCUAUCACCAUCGAAUAUCCUGUUUUCAAUCUCGAGAAACUUGUUUUUGGCGGUCGUAGAGGGAAGGCAACUUAGACUUAAAGAAAACCUUUGAUGACAAUGAAGGUUUACGAUGACGGUAUUUCUUGUGAACUUCAAAAUAUCCUUGUCUCAAACGAACCCAUCAUUAUGUGUCCACCAUCAUACUUACAUUGUUGUUUCUACUUGAAGAUCAUUUGGAGAAAGACUUUUCAUUUUGAUUUCAAUAUUUUUUUUUAUUUUGAUUUUUAGUGUAAGAUUUUGAAUCUAAAUUUUUGACCUAUAAGUUUAUGCAAUACUUACUCACGUUAUGUUUUCUUGAAAAAUUGUUUGCUCAUUCCCCCCAGUAUUUGUUCUACAUAGAAUUCGCGCAUUUUUAAAUACAUCAAAUAUUACUGUUACGCUA